CCUCAUUCUCUGUCAAGACUUCUAGUCAUCUGCUCCUAGGCUUGCUUCCUCUUUUCCCUCUUCACAAUUCAGAACAUUUCUUUUUUACAAACAAGAUGGGUGGAAACUCACCAUGCGCUUCCUGCAAGUUGCUUAGACGCCGAUGCGCCAAGGACUGCAUCUUCGCUCCUUACUUCCCUUCUGAUGACCCCCACAAGUUUGCCAUUGUCCACAAAGUCUUUGGCGCUAGCAAUGUUAGCAAAAUGUUGCAGGAGCUACCAGUUCAUCAGAGAGCGGAUGCAGUGAGCAGUUUGGUGUAUGAAGCGAAUGCGAGAGUGAGAGACCCAGUUUACGGGUGUGUUGGGGCCAUAUCCUACCUGCAAAACCAGGUUUCUCAGCUACAAAUGCAGCUUGCAGUGGCUCAAGCAGAGAUAUUAUGCAUCCAGAUGCAGCAUGAACCUGUGAUGCCAACCCCACAGAUGGACCCAGAAGACAAGUCAUUUCUUCUGCAAAAUAGCCUCCCUCAGUACCUGAAUUUCGGGUCUUCUAGCAAUGUAAUCCAAUAUGACUCUCUCAAGAGAGAGACUAUUUUUGAAGACAUGAUUUCUUAAUUGAAUAGAAUUGAUCAUGCUAGCUUUAAUCCAGCCCUUGCAUCUCACUUUAUGUUCACAAAGUAAUAUAAUUUGAGAGGGGAAGGGUUGUCCACUUGUCCUUACUUGAUGUUAGUUAAAGAAAAAGCUUUAUAAAUAAAUAUUACUGCAA
Molecule: messenger RNA, 741 nt
Organism: Populus trichocarpa (black cottonwood)
Lineage: Eukaryota; Viridiplantae; Streptophyta; Magnoliopsida; Malpighiales; Salicaceae
Product: LOB domain-containing protein 12
Exons: 2
Coding region: 96-590 (164 amino acids)
Source: RefSeq, a predicted model, not a curated record